CAUCGGACCGUACCCAUAAAGAUGUUGGCUUUGCGGCAGGCGCUGAUAAGUCUACUGGUGCUGUGGCCUAUCUACAGCCUGGAGGCAGCUCGUAUACUGGCGAUAUUCCCCUUUCCGGGUCCCUCGCAGUACAUCAAUGUAGUGCCGUAUCUGAAGGCAUUGGCAGCGCGCGGUCACGAGGUGACCUCCAUCAAUGCCUUUCCCCAGAAGAAACCCCUACACAACUUUCGCGAUAUCCCAGUGCUGGAAGUGUUUAACAACUAUGACGAAAUCAUCACCGACCUUGGCGAUCCCAUGAAUCUCUGGGAGGAGAAUGAUUUCAUUAACAAAUUCUUUGUGGACAUAACACGCGCUGUAUUCCUGAAUAAGGAGGUGCAGGAGACACUUUUACCCCCGGGAAAGGAUCACUACGAUUUGAUUAUUGUGGAGGCUCUACGAUCGGAUGCGUACUAUGGCUUUGCGGCACACUUUAAUGCCCCCAUCAUUGGGGUGUCGACGUUCGGGGCUGACUGGAAUAUCGAUGAGCUGGUGGGGAAUACCUCGCCCUUUUCGUAUAUUCCCCUGCAGACGACGGGCUUUACGGAUCGCAUGACCUUCCGGCAACGUCUCACCAACAUUGUGGAUACAGCGAUUGCCUGGCUCAACUAUAACCUCGUGCAUAUGCCCAAACAAGUGGAGAUCUACGAGAAGUACCUCCCCGAAGCGGCAGCCAGGGUUCCUCUCAACGAGUUGAACCGAAACUUCUCCUUGGUGCUGCUCAAUCAGCACUUUUCGCUGAGCUUUCCCCGUCCGUAUGUGCCCAACAUGAUCGAGGUGGGAGGACUGCACAUAUCCCACAAGCCAGCGCCAUUGCCCAAGAACAUUGACGAAUUCAUUCAGGGCUCGGGCGAGGCAGGAGUCAUAUACUUCUCCCUGGGAUCGAAUGUGAAGAGCAAGGAUCUGCCAGCCGAAACGCGUGAAACGAUACUGAAAACAUUUGCCAGCCUGCCGCAGCGGGUCCUGUGGAAAUUUGAGGUCGACCAGCUCCCUGGAAAGCCACCGAAUGUUUUCAUCAGCAAGUGGUUCCCCCAGCCAGAUAUCCUGGCCCAUCCCAAGGUCAAGCUGUUCAUCACACACGGCGGACUGCUGAGCACCAUCGAGAGCAUACAUCACGGAAAGCCUGUGCUGGGUCUGCCUUUCUUCUACGAUCAGUUCUUGAAUGUGGAGCGUGCCAGGCAGGCGGGCUUCGGCCUGAGCCUCGAUCACAAGUCCCUGACUCAGCAGGACUUCAAACAUACCAUCGAGCGCCUGCUCAAGGAGCCACAGUUUGCGGACAAGGCCCGCCAGAUGUCGGCCCGCUAUCGUGAUCAGCCGAUGAGUCCCCAGGAGACGGCCGUCUGGUGGACAGAGUACGUCCUGCGGCACAAGGGUGCCCCGCAUAUGCGUGUGGCCGGCCAGGACCUGAACUUCCUGGCAUAUCACAGCAUCGACGUUAUAGCAACGCUCCUGGGCGGUGCUCUCUUGGGCUUGAUCCUGGUGGUGUUUGUUCUCUGGAAGUUGGCUAAGUUUUGCCAAGGUUUUGGUCAAUCAAAGACGAAAAAGCAAAAGAAUCAGUGAGGAAUAAUACGAUUUUUGGUAUAAAAACUA
Molecule: messenger RNA, 1626 nt
Organism: Drosophila persimilis
Lineage: Eukaryota; Metazoa; Arthropoda; Insecta; Diptera; Drosophilidae
Product: UDP-glucuronosyltransferase 2A3
Exons: 2
Coding region: 22-1596 (524 amino acids)
Molecular function (GO): UDP-glycosyltransferase activity
Source: RefSeq, a predicted model, not a curated record